Messenger RNA from Ostreococcus lucimarinus CCE9901, 644 nucleotides. RefSeq lists its product with no specific name. Lineage: Eukaryota; Viridiplantae; Chlorophyta; Mamiellophyceae; Mamiellales; Bathycoccaceae. The transcript has a single exon. The annotation marks the transcript as partial. The record is from RefSeq and is a predicted model, not a curated record.
AUGUUCCUCGCGGACGCCGUCGAGGCUAAAGACUUGCCUGGUCUCGCUGAGAGAAUGCGCGAACGUCUGCGAACGAUGAAAGAAAACUAUCACGACAUCACGUCUUACGAAGGUUUGCGUCAGCGUAAAAAAGGGGCGCUCAAGGCGGCAAAAAAGAUGGAUUUGUUGCGCGCCGCGUUCAACGUCGACGAGGCGCCGAAGGACGCGUGCCCGAUGCCGACACACAAGAGCGAUAAGCCGCUGAAGAGAAAACGAGAGUAUCGUAUUUUGGGGACGAAAAUGCUGUGCGCGGGUGUGUGUUUUCUCGUGCUUCUGAUGAUUCCGUUCUUAGUGACGCAGUACGAAGAACACGAGCACCACACCGGUUGCGAUUCGAUAAGCCAGGGUAUGAUUAAGCUCGACCACGCGAGCUCGGGACAACUCGAAGUGAACUUGUUGGUUGGUCCGUGCACGUACAACGCGAGUGAUUUUCAUAUGUCUUACAACAUCUAUCAAUCGUACAACCACCAUACGUACCAAUUGGGAGCGCUUGGCAAACCGUUGACGACGCCGCAUUGGAGUGCGGCGUCCAGUGGGCAUCGGCGUAAACUUCUCGGUGGUGGCGGCGCCGGUGUCAGCAAGCACGUCAAAGCAAGUUUUGAGAC